This is a messenger RNA of Nezara viridula (southern green stink bug), 2247 nucleotides long. Lineage: Eukaryota; Metazoa; Arthropoda; Insecta; Hemiptera; Pentatomidae. The record is from the annotation of a GenBank genome assembly.
AUGUCGAAUACCGUGGUUGUUUUUUUAUUUUUAUUAGAAUGUCUUGUUGCCCAUAGUAUACCGAAUCUUUUUACAUCGGAUAUCAUAUUUGGCCCAAGAAAUGACAAGAGCGGGGCGGGAAAUGGUGCAGAAAACGAAAAUACGGAUUAUGAAAUUGUCCAUCUUUCAAGAGAUGCACACCCAAUGUACAGCUUCAACGCAUUUGGCAGGGAUAUAAAUCUCAACUUAAAACCGAACGAGAAAAUAAUUUCAGAAUAUUUCAAAACUUAUCUGGUUGACGGUGAUGAAAAACAAGAAGUGAAAGAAAUAACGAAACCUUGUUAUUAUCUACAUGCUGACAACUUCAGUUCAGCUGCUAUUAACUUUUGCUACGAAGAUAAAUUGCAUGGUCUUCUAUUUUUCGAGAAGUAUGUCAUGGAAAUAGCACCAGUUCAUGGUGAAACUUCCAAUACAAACUCCACAGCAAUGCCACACAUGAUCAAGAAAAGUCUUAUAAAAGAUCAACCCUGGGCAGAUGAAUUCCAUUUAGAGCCACCAGCAAAAAGGACGCCAGAAAAUAGCCUUAAAAACCACAAAAUGAACACCAAAAAGUUUGACUCUAAGCCUGUAUUGGAAGCAGCUUUAUUUUUUGACGAAGCCGCAUACAAAAUUUUCGCACCAUAUUUCGACUACAAUGUCGGGCAGAUACGUGACAUGUUGCUAGCUUACAUGAACGGGGUACAAGCAUUAUACCACCACCCAAGUAUAGGUAAAAACAUCGACAUUAUGCUAACACAUCUGGAAAUAUUUCGGAAACAACCCCAAGGUCUGCCAGACUACGAAGGAGAAAGAGAAUCCCUGCUAACCUCCUUCUGUAACUACCACGCUGCUCAAAAUCCUUCUGGAGAUGACAAUCCUCUGCAUUGGGACAUUGGAUUAUAUAUUUCGGGAUUAGAUUUCUUCGCUAUAGAGAAAGGAAGAAAAAGUGGAACAACAAUGGGACUUGCAGUGGUUGGAGGAGUGUGCUUGGACAAGUACUCAUGUAUCAUAGCUGAGUUUGGAGUGACGAAUGUUUUUGGAAAGCCUUACCCUUCUGCAGGUUUUACUUCGGUUUUCAUCCUUGCUCAUGAAAUAGGACACAGCUUAGGAAUGCAUCAUGACGGAUACACCAAUGACUGUCCCAAGGAAGGUUUUAUAAUGUCCCCAUCGAGAGGAGUUUUCGGCGAAACAUUAUGGUCCAGAUGUAGUGCCGAAAUUAUGAAUACCUUAGAUACUUGGGCAACUUGCUUAUACGAUACAGCUGAGGUCAACAACGAACUGGAUCACAGAAAGUUCGGAGAAACGCCAGGUUUGGUUUGGAACUUGAAGAAACAAUGCGAACUACUGCUUAAGGACAAAGAUGCUGAUAUUUAUAGCACUGGCAAUGAAGAGGAUGUUUGCCAGAACGUGCAGUGCAGGACCCCGCACAGGGCAGGUUUCUACUAUUCGGGCCCAGCGGUGGAAGGCACUCUCUGUGGGAACAAUAAGUGGUGCAAAGGUGGUGAAUGCGUCACGAUAGAUGAAAUGGGGCAAAACAACAUAAUCGUUGGUGAGUGGAGUGAAUGGUCUACUGACAAAUGCCAGUCAGGCUGCAUCCUUAAUUCCAAAGGUUUUCGUUCAAGAAAAAGGGUUUGCAACAACCCUUCUCCCGUUAAUACGAAUGAAGGAUGUGAUGGUCUAAGUUACGAAGUUCUGUUGUGUAGUGACAAUAAAAUAUGCCGUAAAAACAAGAAAGAAACUUCUACCAAACACGCCUCAAGAAAAUGCAAGGAAUUCAGUAAAUUGAUCUAUGAAAUAGAUAAGGAAGGUGUGGGCCUUCAAGCACCCCAUGAAUCUGAUAGACUGUGGAUGGGCUGUACAAUAUUCUGUAGAAGAAGUGAUAAAACAAGUUUUUAUACUCCUCGGAUUGAAUUGAACGACCUGGGUGUAGACCCGUACUUCCCAGAUGGGACAUGGUGCCAUUUCGACGGAGAUUUGAACUAUUACUGCCGAUGGCAUCAUUGUUUACCAGAGGAUUUCCACUUCAAUAAGAAUAUGAUUUGGGACAGAGACUUACAGAUGCCUCAGAAUGCCCUGCCAGAAACUAUACCAUUAUCAGAUACGAUGAGGAAGUAUCUAAGCACGGACGAUAAAGGAAAACCACUUCUCAAAUCAUUCAACCCUAACUCAACAUACUGGGACUUUAAGGAAGAUGCCUGGGAGACGAAAGAUUACAUCGAAAUACCUUAA